Otolemur garnettii (small-eared galago) is the source of this 762-nucleotide messenger RNA. It is a transcript of the gene C1QTNF8, whose product is annotated as C1q and TNF related 8. The record is from RefSeq and is a predicted model, not a curated record. Bases 1 to 762 code for a protein of 253 amino acids. The transcript has 2 exons. Lineage: Eukaryota; Metazoa; Chordata; Mammalia; Primates; Galagidae. Gene Ontology annotation, molecular function: protein binding.
AUGGCAGCCUCUGCCCUGAUGCUUCUGGUGCUGGUGCUGCCCAUGGGGGCCUGGCCCAGCCUGGGACUGUCCCGAAGGCCCUGUGUGCACUGCUGCCGCCCGGCGUGGCCCCGGGCUGCUGCCCCCUGCCCAUAUGCCCGUGUGAGUUCUGGGGACCAGUGGUGGGGGCUGCUCCAAGUGCGGCCCACCAUAGACAUCUCAAUUCUCAAAGGUGAAAAGGGCGAGGCAGGGCCCAGAGGUCACCCUGGCAGGAGUGGGAAGGAGGGUCUGCCAGGCUUCCGGGGCCUACAGGGCCCCAAAGGUCAGAAGGGGCAGGUGGGGCCUCCGGGUGCCCUGUGCCAGCAUGCCUACGCAGCCUUUUCGGUGGGCCGGCGCAAGGGACUGCACAGCGCCAAGGACUUCCAGGCUGUGCCCUUUGACACAGAACUGGUAAAUGUGGACAGUGCUUUCAACCUGGCCUCGGGUCGCUUCCACUGUGCAGUGCCGGGUAUCUACUUCCUGAGCCUCAAUGUGCACACCUGGAACUACAAGGAGACCUACGUGCACAUCAUGCUGAACCAGAGGGCCACGGCUGUGCUGUACGCACAGCCCAGCGAGCGUAGCGUCAUGCAGGCUCAGAGCCUGCUUUUGCCACUGGCUGCUGGCGACACCGUCUGGGUGCGCAUGUUCCAGCGUGACCGUGACAAUGCCAUCUACGGUGAGCAUGGAGACCUUUACAUCACCUUCAGUGGCCACCUGGUCAAGCCAGCCACAGAGCUCUAG